UCCCAGCCAUGUUGCAGCGCAGGGGGUUGUAAACAGAAGCCGCCCCCUCCCUGCCCGCCGCCCUGCUGCAAGCCCCCAAGGAGGAGAAGCCGGCUCGGAGGGCCCCUCCCGUGGGGGCGGGCAGAGGGACCCCCUGGGGGAGUCCGUCCUGGUGGGAUGCCGUCUUGCCCUUGGGCCUGACCAUGAGCCAGCGGGGGCAUUGAAGAAGACAUCAGCCCCACCGGUACUGGAGGCGCAGCAGAGAGGGAAGCCUGCUUUGUCGGGGAGCCUCCUGCCGACAUCUCACCCAGCAGCUGCGAUGCACCCUCCAGGCCCCCUGCCUGUGGCCGCUCUCGCCCAACUGGUUUGCCUGCUCUUGGGACUCCCGGCCACCAAGGGCUACGUCCACGCUAUGUCAGGCCACAACUCCAGCAUGGACUUCUCGGACAUUCCUGCCAACUUUGGGAAUCCGCUGCCACCUGAGGGACUCCUGGGCCUUUUGGUGGAAGCCAAGCCUGCCAACGCCUGCCAGCCAGUCGAGGCCCCUCCAGAGGCAUCCAACACAAGCAGCUUCAUCGCCCUCGUCCGGAGAUACGAUUGCCACUUUGAUGCCAAGGUGUAUCACGCCCAGCAGGCUGGGUACGCAGCAGUCAUUGUGCACAACGUGGGCUCCGAGGAGCUGCUUCACAUGGUCUGGGAUGACGAAAAACUCCGCAAACGCAUCACUAUCCCUUCGGUGUUUGUGGGAGAGAGUGCGGCCAAAUUAUUGCGCAAUUUCUUCACCUACGAGAGAGGGGCUCAUGUCGUCUUGAUUCCAGAGUACAUCUUCCCUUUGGGCUAUUACCUCAUCCCUUUCACAGGCGUGGUGGGCAUCGUGAUCGCUGUGAUGUGUACCAUCCUGGUGGUGCGCUGCAUUCAGCACCGGAAGCGGCUGCGGAGGAACCGCCUUUCGAAGGAGCAGCUGAGGAAGAUCCCUGUUCACAAGUACAAGAAAGGAGACGAGUAUGAUGUCUGUGCCAUCUGCCUGGAGGAGUACGAAGACGGUGCCCGGCUGCGCAUCUUGCCCUGCUCUCACGCCUAUCACUGCAAGUGCGUGGACCCCUGGCUGACGCAGACGAAGAAGACCUGCCCUGUGUGCAAGCAGCGCGUGAUCCGAUCGGCUGAGGACUCCGACUCAGAGGGUGAGGCCCAGCCACGGCCCCCCCAGGAGGAAGACGAGGAGGAGGAGGACUCGGAGCGCACUCCCCUGCUGCGUGCCUCGCCCCUGGGGGCAGCACUGGGGCCCUCCUUUGGCAGCAUUGCCCAGCCCCCCCCUCCCUGCCUGGGGGAAGAGGAGGAGCAAGGGCCCAGCAGCCCCCCUCGCUCUGUGCAGGUCUAGCGCUUGCUGCAGGGACCCUCUGCUUUUACCACUGAGCUUCCAGUAGAUUUUAACCUUGUACUGAGGGGGGGUAGUGUCAGGGGACUAGCAGUUGUCCCUCUCGGGGAGGAGAACAGGAAGAGGAAGUGGGGGGGCAGGCUGCUUCGCCAGCAGGGAAAUGCUGAGGCUUUCAAACCCUGGGAUGGGGGUGGCGGCCUUGGUCUGUCCCACUUCCCCACCUUGUCUUCCCUUGUGGGGCAAGCAGAGCGCUCCCCCUUCCUUCCAUUCCGGCUGGGUGAGCAGAGGUGGAAGACCAGGGGCUUGCAGGUGCCUCCGCAGGGGAGGGGGGGGGCUCUGCCUUUAACCCGCAAGAUGCUGGGGUUGCUGGCUUCUGAUCCCAACAGAAAGAACUACCUUUCCCAGGGUCCUUUGGGUGCAAGGCUGGUGUUGCACCACAGGCUGCAUCCUGCCUGGUCUUUUGCACUUUUGCUGCCUGCCUCAGCCCCAGAGGAGCCCAGCCGGUCUCUGGCCCUUCCUCUAGCAAGCCAAGCCACGCAGAUGCCCACCUUCUGCACACCUUCCCCAGUUAGCGUGGGAGAGAGAGCAGCCAUCUUUGCGGAAGCAGCAACAAAGAGGCGGGGGGGGGGGGGUGGUAGAUGGGACUUCCCCUGAGUACCCACUCAGGGUGGGUGGGUGGGCACAAGCCUCACUUUUGCCCUCCCCACACCAGUUUUUGAUAGGCCCUUUUCAGGCCUCUGUGCUCUGCUGGGUUUGAACUGCCCCCCACUUCCCCACUGAAGACCUCGUUCCUCUGUGGGAGGAAGGUUAACAUCUUCUUUUGAGCUCCCCCCCAAACAUGACCAAGGUGGGUGGCUUCGUGCCCUGGGAAUGGUGCAGGAGCUGCUCAGUUCAGCUUUACUGAACGCACCAGGGGGGGGGGGAGAUUUUUACUGCACAUUCCUUUGAUCUUUGGCUGUGUGGGUUUCUUGUAACACAGCCCUUUGGGGAGAGGGGCCUGGGGUCCUCCCAGAGCUUUUGUAUGUACACUUUUCUCUGCAGGAAGACGACGACAGCCCUUCCGCAGCCUACACUGUAACCUAUUAAAAGGGAGUUGGUUUAACAGGA
Messenger RNA from Heteronotia binoei (common prickly gecko), 2461 nucleotides. It is a transcript of the gene RNF167, whose product is annotated as ring finger protein 167. Lineage: Eukaryota; Metazoa; Chordata; Lepidosauria; Squamata; Gekkonidae. Gene Ontology annotation, biological process: positive regulation of DNA-templated transcription; protein ubiquitination; ubiquitin-dependent protein catabolic process. The coding region runs from base 299 to 1357 and encodes 352 amino acids. Gene Ontology annotation, cellular component: nucleoplasm; cytoplasm. The transcript has 11 exons. Gene Ontology annotation, molecular function: ubiquitin protein ligase activity. The record is from RefSeq and is a predicted model, not a curated record.